AUUCAGCGGCGUCCAGUCCUGCCCCAAGCCAGCAUGACCGAGGUGAAGGCCAAGGAGCCCCGAGCGCCUCCGGCUGCCAGAGACGGGGCGGUCCUGCUGCAGGGCCAGUCCGGCAGAAACACUUUUCGCAGGGAAACGGAGGCCAUCGACAUCGCCCUGGACAGACUGCUUUACCCCAAGAGCAGCGACGAGGAGGAAGACGAGGAGGAGGAAGAGGAAGAGCUGCAGCAGCAGCCGGGGGAGGAGGAGGACCGGGACUCUCUCCCCUACGGGCCGGGGAGCGGGCCCCUCUCGGACAAGGACUCCCUGGACACGGUUCUGGACACCUUCUUGGCGCCAGCCGCUCAUGCUGGCUCCGCCGCGGCUCCCUGGUCCUUCUUCGGGGCGGAGACCGGGGAGUCGCCCGACGCCCCGUUGUGCCGCGGUCCCUCACAGAAGGCGGCCGAAGCAGUCCCGGAGGCUCCGGGACCCUCGCAGCCCCCGUCGCGGCCCGUCCCGCUCUGGCCGGCCGGCGACACUCUGACCGCUGCCUCUAAACCGGCGGGGGCCGGCGCGGAGGGUCCAGCGUCGGCUUCCAAAGGCGAAGCCCCGGGGUUGGCGGCGGUGCCCGGCGGUUCCCGGGCGGGUGAGCCGGGGCAGGAGUACCUGCACGUGCCCCUGCUGCCGCUCAACUCGGCCUACCUGGCCUCGCGCACGCGGCAGCUGCUGGACGUGGCCGAGUACGAGGGCGGCGGCGGCGGCACCACGGGGCCGCGUUCCUCACCCUCCGGCCCGGACCUGGCGGGAUACGGCUACCCGGCGGCGGAGGGCAAGGAGGGGCACUUCGCUUACGGCGAUUUCCCGCCCGCUCUGAAGAUCAAGGAGGAGGGUCUCGGCCUGACCGCCCCUUACCCAGGCGGCAGGGGCACCCCCGCGGCGGGCUGUGCCGAGUACCCUCAGCCCCCACGGGCCGGGCAAGAGUCCUCGUUGGAGUGUGUCCUCUACAAGACGGAGCCCGCCCUCCUGCCCGGGGCCUACGGGCCGACGGCGGCGGCGCCCGACAGCCUGCCCUCCACCUCGACCGCGCCGCCGGGCCUCUACCCGCCCCUAGGUCUCAACGGGCACCAGCCCCUGGGCUUCCCGGCGGCGGUGCUGAAGGAGGGCUUGCCGCAGCUGUGCCCGCCAUACCUCGGCUACGCUCGGUCAGAUGCAGAAACCAGCCAGAGUUCUCAGUACGGGUUUGAAUCGCUACCCCAGAAGAUUUGUCUCAUCUGUGGUGAUGAGGCUUCUGGUUGCCACUAUGGAGUACUUACCUGUGGAAGUUGUAAAGUCUUCUUUAAAAGGGCAAUGGAAGGGCAGCACAACUAUUUGUGUGCUGGAAGAAAUGACUGCAUAGUUGAUAAAAUUCGUAGGAAGAACUGUCCAGCGUGUCGGCUGAGGAAGUGCUGUCAAGCUGGCAUGGUCCUGGGAGGUCGAAAAUUUAAAAAGUUUAACAAAAUGAAGAUUGUGAGAACAUUAGAUGUUGCACUCCAGCAGCCAACAACUCUUCAAGAUGAAAGCCAAUCUCUAACCCAAAGGCUGUCCUUUUCUCCAAAUCAAGAAAUACAGUUUGUUCCCCCAAUGAUAAGUGUUCUACGAGGCAUUGAGCCAGAAGUUGUCUAUGCUGGUUAUGACAAUACAAAACCUGAAACACCAAGUUCCUUGCUGACCAGUCUAAAUCAUCUUUGUGAGAGGCAGCUUCUUUGUGUAGUCAAGUGGUCUAAAUUGCUACCAGGUUUUCGGAAUUUACAUAUUGAUGAUCAGAUAACCCUCAUCCAGUAUUCCUGGAUGAGUCUAAUGGUUUUUGCAAUGGGAUGGAGAUCAUACAAACAUGUCAGUGGUCAGAUGUUGUAUUUUGCACCAGAUCUCAUUCUAAAUGAACAGAGGAUGAAAGAAUCAUCGUUCUAUUCCCUGUGUCUAUCCAUGUGGCAACUCCCACAGGAAUUUGUCAGGCUUCAGGUUAGCCAAGAAGAGUUCCUGUGUAUGAAAGCACUGUUGCUUCUCAACACAAUUCCUUUGGAAGGUCUAAGAAGUCAAAGCCAAUUUGAUGAGAUGAGAACGAGUUACAUCAGAGAACUGGUGAAGGCGAUUGGGUUGCGCCAGAAGGGCGUUGUGGCCAACUCGCAACGUUUCUAUCAGCUUACCAAACUUAUGGAUUCCAUGCAUGAUCUAGUGAAACAGCUCCAUCUCUUCUGUCUGAACACAUUUCUCCAGUCCCGUGCACUGAGUGUUGAAUUCCCUGAGAUGAUGUCAGAGGUGAUUGCUGCCCAGCUACCCAAGAUUCUGGCAGGGAUGGUGAAACCUCUUCUCUUUCACAAAAAGUGAAAUGUCUUUUCUCUUAUCAUAGAGAUGAUUUCUGGUUCAUUUUUUGUUUGUUUAUUUUGGUCAAGAUUUUGCAAUGUCAGGACUUCAGUAUAUUUGUCAUACUUACCCUGCCUACUGCUUUAUACUUGUAACAUAAAGAAGCCAUUGAAGCUUGAUGUACAUAUUGUGAGUUCCUGAUUCCUUAUCUGCAAAAAUCACAACAGUCAUAAGAAAUGUUUUGUAAACUUGGCUAGGUUGCUUUUUAGAUCUGCAUAAGAAUGACAAUUACUAGAGUUUUCAGAUUUCCAAGAACAGUUAUCUUAUACAUUUUUCUUACAUAUUACAUGCUCUAAAAUUGCUGAUACAACAUGGUGUAAACUUGUUACUUUAGUACAUGGUGUGGAUGGGUACAUGUAAGCAUGUGCAUAAUAGAAGAUUUUUUAGGAAUUAAAGUAAAUACCCACAUUUUCUCACAGAUACUUCACUUUCUAGUAACUAAUCUGUGUCACAGACCUACCCUUCCAAAGUCAGUGUCCAGAAUUAAGUAUCUGUUGAUGCAGUACCUUCAUGACUAACUCAAGUUCUAGCCACAAAAUAUACAUUUGUAUUCUUCUCUGUGCUCAUACUGCAUUGGAACUUUGAGUUUCAUGUACUGUUUCCUGCCCCAUUCAGUGCAGCCCUCCUGCAAAAAAUGGGAAAGCUUAGGAAAAGUUUUGUAUAUAUUACACCAGAAGUAAUGUGUUUGCAAACCCACUCAGCUUUAGUUUUUGUUAUUUUCCAUAAAAGUUUGGCACUUAUUAAAGCUAAAUCACUUAGCUAGCAUAAAUUCAUCAACUUUACAAUUCUGUAUUUCCGAGCUUUAAAUAGAGAUGUUUUCACUGACUUAAUGUUUUGGAUUCCAGUGCUGAAUACUCAUCAGCCACUAACAUCAAAAUAGAUCAAGAUUAAAUGCAAAAAGAAAUGGAAAAUAUGACUACAAACAUUUUGAUACAGAUCAGGCAUAUUUCAGUACUACUUAGUGGAGCCACAUAUUUUAUAUUUUAAAGGGAUGCCAUUUCAGCUGGGGUAACCAGCUGUAAAAGAGGAGCUGGACUGAAUAAGCUUUACACAUUGAAGAAGACUUAAGAAAUUAUAAUGUGGUGAUGUUUGUUCCCUUGUUAUAGAGAUGGAGCAACUCGUGCUUUUAAGCCAGUAAACUUGAUAUAUUAAAACAGAGAAAUGCCCACAAAGAAUGUAUUAAUUUUGCCAGUCACUAAAAAUGAUACACAAAUUCUCUAACAAUGUAGAAAAUGUUGAGUCUUACUUGGGUACCUGUUGGCCAUAUGCUUUUGAUCUUCACUAUUACAUGUUGGGUGCAUCCAUUGUGUGAUAGCAAUGUUGAUGGUGUGUAACUUGGUCUGUGUUCUUGUCACGUGAACAGUGGCUCACUGGACCAAAGUUCAGUAUCCCUGAUCAAAUCAGUGUUCCUUAUUAAAGUAUAAAUUAUUUUACUUGUCUGUAAAAUUUAAGUCCUGAUUCUUGAAAAAAGUGUGGACAACAACUAGAUCCAAAGGUCUACUACUAUUUUUCAUUUCCUAAAGCAAAUCAAGAAGAAAAUAUGUAACUACUGGGGAUAAAACCAGGAUGCAGCCCUGGAUAAAAUGCUACAGCAAACUUUUGUGUUGAUUGACCAGGUUUGUCAUUUCUAACUGCCCAGAGCCAAGCGAUUUCUUUCAUAUUCAAUACAGUCUGACUCUAAACUGUGAUCCUUAAAGCAAUUGUGUUUUAAUAAAUAACA
Molecule: messenger RNA, 4099 nt
Organism: Calypte anna (Anna's hummingbird)
Lineage: Eukaryota; Metazoa; Chordata; Aves; Apodiformes; Trochilidae
Gene: PGR
Product: progesterone receptor
Exons: 8
Coding region: 34-2343 (769 amino acids)
Biological process (GO): steroid hormone receptor signaling pathway; regulation of DNA-templated transcription
Cellular component (GO): nucleus
Molecular function (GO): DNA-binding transcription factor activity; zinc ion binding; steroid binding
Source: RefSeq, a predicted model, not a curated record